UAACAAUUGUGCGUUGAAAAUGUUCGCAGCGAUUGUUGUUUUGCUUGCUUCCGUUUGGUUCGGUAAUUGUGCUGCUGAGAAAACAAUAUGUAAAAUUGACGAGAAUUGCACGAUGAAUUGCGCAAGUGACGACAUCAUAGAUUUAGAAAGUUCUACAGACUGCAAAACUAUAGUUGUGAAAUUAUUAAAAAGCAAUGUCGAUGUUUGGCAGAAGUUAAAGCGUUAUCCAAUUGAAAAAGUAGUUAUGUUCCAACAAAACGAUCUCCAGAAUAUAGACGAUUUGUUUAAAGAAACAAACAUUAAAAAGUUGUACCUAUAUCAAAACAACUUAACAGAGUUGAAGACAGGUACGUUCGAUGAAAACAAACCUUUCGAAACCUUAGCACUAAAUCGUAACCAAAUUAAACUUUUGGAAACGAAAUCGAUUCCUGCCGUUAAAACAUUAUAUCUGCAUUACAAUUUAAUUGAAUCGUUGAACGCAGACGCGUUUGUUAACAUAUCGCACGUGAAAAUACUGCGAUUGGACAACAACAAUAUAGAGAAGAUUACGGCUGCAUCUCUGAUGGGUUUAAAAGCGGAUUAUUUGGAUUUAAGCUAUAACCGUAUAGAAUAUUUGGAAGACGCAUCAAUUCCUGAAGUGAAACAUAUAAAACUAGACAACAAUAAACUGGCAUCAAUUGAUUCCAAAAAGUUCGUUAAUAUUUCGUAUACAAUUAACCUCGAUCUGAGCUACAACAGAAUUACGCAAUUAUCGGAAAAUUCUUUUUCUGGGAUGCUGAAUUUAACGAAUUUAUCGCUGUCAAAUAAUCUGAUCGCAUCACUCGACAUGUAUUCAAUACCGACAGUGAAAAAUCUGAAUUUGAGUUACAAUUUAAUUACUUUCAUCAAUACUAGUAUGUUCGAGGAUAUAGAUUAUCUAAUGUCUCUGGAUAUAAAUUAUAAUUGCAUCAAAUCGACCGAUUUUCAUCUAAUAAAUAUGAACGUUUCGAAUCAAAAGGAUAAUGAAACGUGCAAGUUAAAUCGAAAGGACACAUCCAAAAUAAAAAAGUUCACAUCCAACUUGAUGAUUGCAAUUUUCUUAAUGCUAACAUUGAUUUUGGUUGGUAUAGUUACAGCAAUUGCAUUAAGACGUUACGCCGAAUCCUCUACAUAUAAUUUAAAGAAUGAUGAGACAACAAGAGGGACAUCUAAUGGUAAAACGGAUGAUAUCAAAAUGGUUUCAAUCGAUUGAUUAUAUAUAUUUCAGUUUAUGAUAUGUCUUAAUGAAAUUUACGUAGGUAUAUUGUAACGAAUAAAAGUAAAAUCAUCAAUUAUUUCUUACAGAAAUUAACGAAGAAACAAAAUCUGUAGAAUAUGAGUAAUUUAUC
This is a messenger RNA of Nicrophorus vespilloides, 1367 nucleotides long. Its product is annotated as insulin-like growth factor-binding protein complex acid labile subunit. The transcript has 3 exons. The coding region runs from base 20 to 1231 and encodes 403 amino acids. Gene Ontology annotation, molecular function: protein binding. Lineage: Eukaryota; Metazoa; Arthropoda; Insecta; Coleoptera; Silphidae. The record is from RefSeq and is a predicted model, not a curated record.